This is a messenger RNA of Phyllopteryx taeniolatus (common seadragon), 4094 nucleotides long. RefSeq names its product transmembrane protein 74. The record is from RefSeq and is a predicted model, not a curated record. NCBI's taxonomy places the organism in Eukaryota, Metazoa, Chordata, Actinopteri, Syngnathiformes, Syngnathidae. The transcript has 2 exons. The coding region runs from base 207 to 1034 and encodes 275 amino acids.
UCACGGCAGCGAGCAGGGAGACGGCGGCCGAGGCGUACUGAUUUCUCCAAACCCUUUGGGAGAAAUCUGCCUUCCGUGGCGUGGAGUUCCCCGCUAUGGAGUGUUUCGGCGUGUGGCGGCCAAAGGGAUCCUGAAGAAACACGGAAUGCUGUGCAGCAUUACAGAAGAGGGAGGAAGACGGAACCGGCAGGCGGCGGCGAGACCGAAUGGCUUCUCCGGUGCUGCCUUUGACAAGGGACGGUGAUAAGACGCCACGUUCUCCCGCCGUCCUUGAACGCCUCUCCGCUGUGCUGCACGCCCGCAAACUGAGCGAAUCAACAGGAGGGGGGUCCCUCGGGGACGGCGGCGGCUGCCACCCGGCCCGGAGCUGCCGUGACCGGUGUCAUUCGGCUGCGAGGCGAGCGGAGGUCAAACUGCGUCCGUUCGGGGAGGAGAAAGUGCGCGUGUGCUGUGACGAGGAAUUGGAGACAUCUUUCACUUACAUAGAUGAGAACGUCAACCUGGCAAUCGGCAGCCCAGAGACGAGCUGUAAAAGUUCCCUCAGAACGGCGCGCAACUGCGAGCCGUGCUCAGAGACGGUACCAGAUUUUUCUUUCAUGUCCGAGGAUGAUCUGUCCUUUGGGGAGGCCUCAGGUUCCUCGGUGGACUAUUGGUUCAUAAGCGCGGUCACAUUUUUGGUGACCGGCAUCUCCUUGGUGAUCAUCUCCUACACCGUGCCCCGGGAUGUGGUCGUGGACAGGGACAGUGUCUCGGCCAGGGAGAUGGAGAGACUGGAACUGGAGAGUGCUCGCGUUGGAGCUCACCUGGACCGGUGCGUCAUAGCAGGAUUGUGCUUGCUCACGCUGGGCGGGGUUGUGCUUUCCACUCUGCUCAUGAUCUCCAUGUGGAAAGGAGAGAUGUACAGAAGGAAAGUCAUUGCCUAUUCCAAACGUUCCGCCAAAAUGUACGGUUCCAUCAGCCUGAAAACUAAAUCCAGUCCCAGUCACUCCUCUGCGCACUUGUCCCUGGAGGAUAUAGUGGAAAGUUUGAACUAGGAAUGCGCAGUAUUGGGCUUCACUCAAAUUGUCAUUGGACGUGCAAGUCUGCAAUAUUUUAGUUUAUGAUCUACACUGGGAAAAAAAUGGCAUCAUGAUAGCCUACUAAUCCUUUUCUAUACCACUUGUCUUUAUUGGGGUUGAGUUGGAUGGAGCCUGUCCCCGCUGAAUUUGGACAGGUCACCCUGUCCAGGGGUCCACCCUGGACUGGUCAUCAGCCAAUCGCAGUCACUGCGUCAAAGUUUGUGCUAUCCCUUUACAUGUAAUUCCCAGAUUAUAAUACUCAGUCCUUUUUAUUUAUCCUUUACUAAUUGGGGACAAUGUAAAUGUCUCAAGAGAGGACAAGAAAACAGGUUUGCUUCACAAUGAUGUCUAUAUGGCAAUUCUGCAACUCCACACCAUAUUGUGUUUUUUUUGUGUGUGUGUGUAAAAUACAUUCAGAAGUAUGAAAAAAUGCUAAUUCAACUCUGUGUGAUGUAUACUGUGAGGUCCAAAAGCAUUUGGACAAUGGCAGAGUUCAGCAACAGGAAGUACUCUGCAUAACACAGCUAUAGUUGCUAACUGGUAAAUGCCAUAUUUUUGCAAAACCUACAUACUUUAAGAACAUCUUAUAUCCAUCCAUUGUCAAUACAGCUGAUUAUAUUGACAAAUAUAAUCAUAGGGUUGCAGGUGAGCUGAGGCCAAACCCAGCUGAGGCCAAACCCAGCUGAUUUUGGACAGGAGGUACACCUUGGGCAUGUCGCCAGUCAGUCGCAGUGCACAUAUAGACAAAAAAAAAAAAAAAAAAACAUUCACGCUCAUAUUCUCAACUAUGCACAAUUUCGAGUCUUCAAUUAACAAAACAUGCUAACAUAGCAUGUUUUAGGAGUGUGGGAGGAAGCCAGAGUACCCAGGGAAAACCCAUGCAUGCACAGGGAGAAUAUGAAAACUGCACACAGGAAAGCCAGAAAUGAGAUUCGAACUGAGACCUCAGAACUGCAAGGCUGAUGUCCUUACCAUAAAACCUUUCAUAACCUCCUAAUAGUUUCAUUUCAAAUGCAUUGUUGUGGUGUGGAAAGAUAAAGUCAAAAACACUGCCAUUGUUCACAUACUUCUGAAGCUAACUGUGUAUCACAUCACUUUAAACACAAUUUAAAUAUCAAAUGGUAUUAGUUUAACACAGGUACGGCUCUGAUUGAAUUAAUGCCACCUCCCAUUUUCAUUCUGGCAAUUGUAGAGCAUCUUUAUGUUGCGUGAAAGAUGUUAUAUAAAUCUUAACUCUUAUUAUCAAGGGGUACAAAUGACUUGAUAGAAAGGUGCCGUUAUACCUAACUUGACUGCUUCUUUUGACGUGACUUUUACAACUAGGAAACCACCUGAGUCCGAGGUAGCUUUAUGGGUUAUAUUAUUGGAAAUUGCACCAUAAGAGAUAGACAUGCACUCCUAGUUUGCCCUUAUAACUGACAGUGGACAGAUUUUACAGUACAGCCAUGCUUCAAAAUAAACACUCCAUAGUAGACGAAUACAGUGGACCCCUGCUCACGGUUUGGCACCCGGGGAUUUAUUUUUAUUUUUUUUCAAAUUUUUAGAAAAUGUUUUUUCUUUUAUGUUUUUUCCGCUUUUCUUUUUGUUUUUUUAUAUUUUUUGAGGAAACCACCCCUGAAAACACUUUAACACUUAUUCAAGAAUGUUUGGACUUUAAUUAUUUUUUUUAAAUUCACAAUGCAAUUAUUAUGGGUGUCAAUUAUCCUCGGAUUUCCGCGGAUGGAUGCAUGCAAACAUGGCUUAAGUAAAGGUAAUUGCAGCAUUUUUUUUCUUCAGUUGAAAGAAAGGAUGUGUCAAUUUGGAGAGAGGCAUUGAUUUCUUCAAGUGGAAGACCACACGGUGCCUAAUUAAGGCAAGGUGUCAAUUAGAGCAGAUGCUUCUCUUUGAGGAUACACAGUCAAUAACUUUGUAGUAUUACAUUGCUGAUAAGUGCAAAGUCCAAAGCUUACAAUAUUAGUGAAGAGCAUGCUAACAGCAAUGUCACUGACACUGGAAUGCAUUUUGGUACACUGUAAAUCUUGGAGCACUUCUGUUUAUUAUUAAUGCUAUUUGUUUUUAAUGUGAAGGUUCUGAACCGCAAAAUCAUACACGGGCACAUUUCAAGAAGUAGCCGGAGUCUCCGGAGUGGAGGUGAGUCUGGCUUCUAAGAGGUCCACUCUGUGGGAUAGUCAGCUCAGUGGUGUGCAUGGUAAUAUCCAGUGGCAGUCCCUCUCUAGUGCAGUGCUGAGGUAAGCCAGUAAGCCCAGCUUUGUGCAUCUGAGCCAAAGCUCCAAGUCGCUUUGACUGAACUAAACAAUCUGACUGCAUUGGACAGCCCUGCCAUGCACGGCGCACGCUCCUCUGUUGUAUCUUAAUCAGCUCUUUUCCUUAUCUUUUCUUUCUGGAGAAUGCAUCAUUGCCUUCAACCUUUUAUCACUGCAAAGCUGCAGCACAGUGUUGCUAUGGUACAAUGUGUUGGAAUUGGGUCCUGGAUGAUGACAGCCAAAGCAUCAUUUGAUAGGUGAUUACCACUUUUCUCAGUGGAAUCUCUCUUUGUCUUCUAACUUGGACACACUAGAAUGGCAAUAUAAAUUGAACCAAAUUAAGGAAAUGCUGAGGAUAAGACUUUGCCUUGAAAGGUUCACCUAAAUUGUUUCUGAAACAACACAAUCAGGUAAAAAAAAAAAAAAAUCUGAGCCAUGUCACAAACAUGGCAUUCUCUCACGCACCCUCUCAUAUUUAGAUUAAUAUUUAAUGAGAAUAUUUUCCAGAAUUUUCAGAUGCAGGAGAAGAAUGGAGUUAAAUGGUCCCCACAUUUUCUCUGUUUUACCUACUGAUGCUGCUGCAAAUGGUGGCAUUCAUGCGUGCCAGCAGAAAAUAAAGAAUGCCACAAGAUGCCUCUGUUUGUGCGCGGGUGUGUGUGUACGCCGUUUGGCUCAUAAAUCAUGCAUCAACACUGAAAUUCAUUCUCCUUUGCAUUAAUUCAUACACAAAGAUCAAUCUUGAAUCGUGUCGUGUGUGCUUCUGUCAUUCUAUUACAUGCUUGCUAUACUUUAA